AUGGCCAGUGCGAAAUUUUUUUCGUUUGCAUUGCUCCUCGUCCUCGUCUUAGCAUUGGCAGAUGUUGAAGGAUAUGGGAUAGAAGGAAGUGGUUCGUUGUGUUGCAACACUCACCCGAAAUUUGGGAAGUGCAACCCAAGCAAUGACAAAGAGAGGUGCAACAGUUGGUGUCUCGAUGGAUGCGACAAUGGAAAAGGUGGUUACUGCAAACCUACUAACGGAGGCCAAUGCCACUGUUAUUGUUAAAGAUUCACAGAAGAUGGAAUAAAUAUAUAUGCAUGUGCGUUAAACUAUUACCGAUGUUUAUGUG
Molecule: messenger RNA, 310 nt
Organism: Raphanus sativus (radish)
Lineage: Eukaryota; Viridiplantae; Streptophyta; Magnoliopsida; Brassicales; Brassicaceae
Product: defensin-like protein 22
Exons: 2
Coding region: 1-246 (81 amino acids)
Biological process (GO): defense response to fungus
Cellular component (GO): extracellular region
Source: RefSeq, a predicted model, not a curated record